CCUACACUCAACUUGUCGUACUACAUGUUGGAAGUAAUGAUAUUCAACACAAAGGACCAGAGGAAAUUGCGAAAGAAGUGGAAGCCCUGAGUAAAUGUGUUAUGGUGAAUGGUUUAUCAAAAAUUGCGAUCUCAGAUAUAAUAUAUAGAGAUCAUGACAAUUUUAAGCUAAAUGCAAGAAUCGAGAAGGUGAAUUCACUCUUGGCCAAGUUUUGUAAAGCUAAGAAUUGGUCUCUUAUUCCCCAAG
Molecule: messenger RNA, 246 nt
Organism: Paramuricea clavata
Lineage: Eukaryota; Metazoa; Cnidaria; Anthozoa; Malacalcyonacea; Plexauridae
Source: the annotation of a GenBank genome assembly